CGAGUCACCCCAUUGUUAAAGAGCAUUCUAAUUCUACCGGGCUCUGGCUACAUCUGCUUCUCUUUUUCUUUGUCCUUCUCAAAAGAAGCUCGCAUUCCCGUCUGGAGUGCACUUCUGCUGAGCAAAUUUCUUCGUCUUGAAACUUUGAAUUUCCAUCUUGAUCAACCAAGCUUCAACAGAGGAAAGCUUUUUAAGUUUAUAGUGAAGAAGCAUCCAAGUUGGUGAAAAUGACGGUCACACCAAAAAUCUCCAUCAACAACGGGGACCUUGUGGUUCAUGGAAAGACCAUACUCACGGGAGUCCCUGACAACAUUGUGCUGACUCCUGGAUCAGGUGUGGGACUUUUGGAGGGUACUUUUCUUGGUGCCACAGCUGAACACAGCAAAAGCUUGCAUGUUUUCCCAGUUGGGGGAUUAGAGGGGCUCCGCUUCAUGUGCUGCUUCCGGUUCAAGCUGUGGUGGAUGACUCAGAGAAUGGGAUCAUGUGGGAAGGACAUUCCUUUGGAGACACAGUUUAUGCUUGUGGAGAGCAAAGACACGACAGAAGGCGAGCGUGAGGAUGCCCCCCUCAUCUACACUGUGUUCCUCCCUCUCCUUGAAGGCCAGUUCCGAGCUGCCCUUCAAGGAAAUGAGAAGAAUGAACUAGAGAUCUGCCUUGAGAGUGGAGAUCAUGCUGUUGAAACCAACCAAGGACUUUACCUUGUCUACAUUCAUGCUGGGACCAAUCCUUUUGAAGUCAUCAACCAGGCUGUAAAAGCUGUAGAGAAGCACAUGCAAACUUUUCACCACCGAGAGAGGAAAAAACUCCCCUCAUUCCUCGACUGGUUUGGUUGGUGCACAUGGGAUGCAUUUUACACUGAUGUCACAGCUGAGGGUGUUGAGGAAGGCCUUACAAGCUUGUCUGAAGGUGGCACUCCUCCUCGUUUCCUAAUUGUGGAUGAUGGUUGGCAACAGAUUGGUCAAGUGAAGGAUACCAAUUGCGUAGUGCAGGAAGGAGCUCAAUUUGCAAACAGACUCACAGGCAUAAAGGAAAAUGAGAAAUUCCAGAAGAAUGGUGAAAGUCAGGUUGGCCUGAAGCAGCUCGUUCAAGACGCCAAGCAGGGCCAUGAUGUCAAGUACGUCUAUGUGUGGCAUGCUCUAGCAGGUUACUGGGGUGGAGUACAACCAGCUGGUGCAGGCUUGGAGCACUAUGACUCUGCUUUGGCAUACCCCGUGUCAUCUCCAGGUGUGAUGGGUAACCAACCAGAUAUAGUCAUGGAUAGUCUUGCUGUCCAUGGUUUGGGUCUGGUCCACCCAAAGAAGGUGUUCAACUUCUAUAAUGAGCUUCAUUCAUACCUGGCUUCUUGUGGAGUAGAUGGUGUUAAAGUUGAUGUGCAGAACAUUAUUGAGACCCUCGGUGCUGGCCAUGGUGGUAGAGUUUCUCUGACUCGCAGCUAUCACCAGGCCCUUGAAGCUUCUGUGGCACGGAACUUCCCUGACAAUGGAUGUAUUGCCUGCAUGUGUCAUAAUACUGAUGGGAUCUACAAUGCCAAGCAGACUGCUGUUGUCAGAGCUUCUGAUGACUUUUACCCUCGUGACCCUGCUUCCCACACCAUACACAUUUCAUCUGUUGCCUACAACUCUUUAUUCCUUGGAGAAUUCAUGCAACCUGAUUGGGAUAUGUUCCAUAGCUUACACCCUGCUGCCGACUACCAUGCUGCAGCUCGAGCUGUUGGAGGAUGUGCAAUCUAUGUCAGUGACAAGCCUGGCAAUCACAACUUUGAGCUUUUGAAGAAGCUGGUCCUACCUGAUGGUUCUGUCCUUCGGGCACAGUUGCCUGGGCGGCCUACACGUGACUGCCUCUUUGUUGAUCCAGCCAGAGAUGGGAAAAGCUUGCUUAAGAUUUGGAAUGUGAACAAAUGCACUGGUGUUGUUGGUGUUUUCAACUGCCAAGGUGCUGGUUGGUGCAAAAUCACAAAGAAGACACGUAUCCAUGAUGCUUCUCCUGGCACCCUUACUGGUUCUGUUCAAGCCAGUGAUGUUGACCCCAUAUCUCAAAUUGCUGGCCCAAACUGGGAUGGGGAAACAGUAGUCUAUGCCCAAAGAUCAGGGGAGGUAAUGCGGCUACCAAAAGGUGCUUCUCUUCCUGUGACACUCAAAAUUCUUGAAUAUGAACUCUUCCACUUCUGUCCUGUGAAGGAAAUUGCUGCAAACAUUUCCUUCGCACCAAUUGGUCUGCUCAACAUGUUCAACAGCGGUGGUGCUGUUGAGCAGUUUGAGGUCCAACCGACUUCAGACAGCAAAGCAGAGAUUUUUGCCGGUGAGGCUACGUCUGAGAUCUCUGGUUCUCUUAGUGAAAAGAGAUCACCAACGGCAAAGAUCAUACUUAAAGUGAGGGGAUGUGGCCCGUUUGGAGCUUACUCUUCUCAGCGCCCGCUAAAAUGCUCAGUGGAUGGUGCUGAGACUGACUUUACCUAUGAAGCGACAACAGGAUUGGUGGCUAUCGACAUUCCAGUUCCAAAGGAGGAGAUGCAUAGAUGGACUAUUGGAAUUGACGUCUAAAUUAGUUGGUUCCAUUAGGUAGGUAGUGGGGGGAAAUCGCUGUUACGAUGGGGAUUCAUGCUUGAGGCUGCCCCUUGUGUUUGGUGACGCAUUAGUUAGACGUAGCUUUCUUAUUGCUGGGGAGAAUGUGGGUGGGCGGGCAGUAAGAGUGAGCCUUGUGUGUGUGGGGGGAAUAAUGAGAAGGGUCCUUGUAUCACUUUCAUUUGCUUUCUAAUAAAACUGCUUUGAUCAUAAGAUCUACACAAGUUGGUGCUAAUUUGAGCAGAGUUCUUUAGCAGUGCCUGUCUUCUACUGCACUGCUCCAAGGAAUGAGUAAUUUUGUCCCCUUGCGGCAAAAGUUGCAGA
This is a messenger RNA of Coffea arabica (coffee), 2885 nucleotides long. Its product is annotated as probable galactinol--sucrose galactosyltransferase 2. The record is from RefSeq and is a predicted model, not a curated record. Gene Ontology annotation, molecular function: raffinose alpha-galactosidase activity. NCBI's taxonomy places the organism in Eukaryota, Viridiplantae, Streptophyta, Magnoliopsida, Gentianales, Rubiaceae.